CAGAGCUACUUAGCCAUGGAAAAAAUAAUACGAGUGGCCAAAAUAUCAACAGCACAGGCUAUUCAUCCAGGGUAUGGUUUCCUCUCAGAAAACACUGAGUUUGCCGAGCUGUGCAAGCAAGAGGGAAUCAUCUUCAUAGGCCCUCCUUCAUCUGCUAUCAGAGAUAUGGGUAUUAAGAGCACCUCCAAGGCUAUAAUGUCUGCUGCUGGGGUUCCUGUCAUUGAAGGUUAUCAUGGUGAAGAUCAGUCUGAUGAAUGUCUAAAGGAACAUGCCAGGAGUAUUGGGUAUCCAGUAAUGAUUAAAGCAGUUCGUGGAGGCGGAGGAAAGGGUAUGAGAAUUGCUCAGUCAGAAAAGGAGUUUCUGGACCAACUAGAAUCAGCCAGGAGAGAAGCAAAGAAGUCUUUCAAUGAUGAUGCCGUGCUGAUAGAGAAAUUUGUAGACAAUCCAAGGCAUGUUGAAGUCCAGGUGUUUGGUGACCAGCAUGGCAAUGCAGUCUAUUUGUUUGAAAGAGAUUGCAGUGUGCAGAGAAGACACCAGAAAAUCAUUGAAGAAGCUCCUGGGCCAGGAAUUGAGCCUGAAGUGAGAAGGAAACUUGGAGAAGCUGCUGUCAAAGCAGCUAAAGCUGUGAACUACGUGGGAGCAGGAACCGUGGAAUUUAUUAUGGACUCUCAACAUAAUUUCUACUUUAUGGAGAUGAACACCAGGCUGCAAGUGGAGCACCCAGUUACUGAGAUGGUCACAGGGACUGACUUGGUGGAGUGGCAGCUGAGGGUUGCAGCAGGAGAGAAAAUUCCCCUAAUGCAGGAAGAAAUUGCACUCAGUGGCCAUGCAUUUGAAGCCAGGAUAUAUGCUGAAGAUCCUAAUAAUAACUUCAUGCCAGGGGCUGGACCCUUACUCCACUUGUCUACACCACCACCUGACAGUUUUACCAGGAUAGAAACCGGGGUCAGACAAGGUGAUGAAGUUUCUGUACAUUAUGAUCCCAUGAUUGCUAAACUAGUUGUUUGGGCUGAGGAUCGCCAAGCAGCAUUGAGAAAGUUGCGGUACAGCCUCCUUCAGUACAAUAUCGUAGGACUAAGCACCAAUAUUGAUUUCUUACUAAGCCUGUCAGGACACCCACAUUUUGAGGCUGGAAACGUGCACACCAAUUUCAUUUCUCAACACCAUGAUGAACUGUUUCCAGCCAAACAGGCAACCCCAAAUGAAAUUUUGUGUCAGGCUGCUCUGGGACUCAUACUGAGAGAGAAAAUGAUAACAGAUGCUUUUAGAGUUCAGUCUGGUGAUAAAUUCUCACCAUUUGCAUCCAGCAGUGGCAGAAGAAUAAAUAUAUCCUACACCAGAAACCUGACUCUCCUAGAUGGUGAAAACAAUGUGGACAUAAUUAUAAAUUACAAUCAUGACGGUUCAUAUAACAUGCAGAUAAAAGAUAAAGCUUUCCAUGUUUCUGGAGACAUUUCUAAUGAGGGAGAUUCGACUUACCUGAGAUGUACAGUAAACGGGAGUGUUUGUAAAUCUAAGCUGGUCAUUUUGGACAACACUAUUUGCCUCUUCUCACUGAAAGGCAGUGCACAAAUUGGGCUUCCAAUACCUAAAUACUUAUCUGGAGCGAGUGCAACAGGAACUCAAGGAGGUGCUAUAGCACCUAUGACUGGGACAAUUGAAAAGGUAUUUGUGAAAGCAGGGGACAAGGUACAAGCUGGAGACCCUCUAAUGGUUAUGAUAGCUAUGAAAAUGGAGCAUACCAUAAGGGCUCCAAAGGCAGGAAUAAUAAAGAAGGUUAAUUACCAAGAAGGCUCUCAGGCCAACAGACAUGCUCCACUAGUUGAGUUAGUGGAUGAAGACAUGGAAUCAAAUUGA
This is a messenger RNA of Emys orbicularis (European pond turtle), 1857 nucleotides long. It is a transcript of the gene MCCC1, whose product is annotated as methylcrotonyl-CoA carboxylase subunit 1. NCBI's taxonomy places the organism in Eukaryota, Metazoa, Chordata, Testudines, Emydidae. Gene Ontology annotation, molecular function: methylcrotonoyl-CoA carboxylase activity; ATP binding; metal ion binding. The record is from RefSeq and is a predicted model, not a curated record. Gene Ontology annotation, cellular component: mitochondrion. The transcript has 16 exons. Bases 16 to 1857 code for a protein of 613 amino acids.